AUGACCGAAAAAGUGGAUUUAGUAUUUAACUAUGGGGGCAAGUGGGUCCUUUCUCCUCAAGUUGUAUACAUUAAAAAAUUGAAUGAAACCUGGCAUGGUUAUGAUGUGGAUUUGCUGUCAUAUAUUGACAUUUGCUCAGAGUUCAUUGAGAAAUGUGGGUUUAGGGCUGUAAAACAACUGUUAGUAAUAGGGCCAACUGGUAGAUAUUAUUUGCUUGAGGAUGAUUCAAGCAUUAGGACUCUACAAUCUGCUCUGUCUAGUCAGUUUAGUGUUCUUCAAUUAUUUGCUGUAGAUGAGGGUGAAGCUACUGCUGUUAUUCCUAAUAUUUGUGACCUGAACAAGCCUUACCCUGCUGUGCCAGUAGAGAAUUUGCAUGAACAGAAGAAGAGUAGUGUAGAAAAAAUUGAAGAAGAUUUAGGGAGAGCAAGAGCAGCUAUACGGAGAGCUAUUCGUUCAAGAAACUAUACUUCUUAUAAGGAAGAUCAGAAUUUCAUUCCAAGUGGAUCUAUAUACAGAAAUUCAUAUGCCUUUCACCAGAGUUAUAUAGAGAUGAUGAAGAGAUUUAAGGUUUGGACAUACAAGGAAGGGGAUUUGCCUAUGGUACACAAUGGACCUAUGAAAGAGGUAUAUGCAAUAGAAGGUCACUUUAUUAGUGAAAUGGAGAGUCAGAAUAAAGGGGAAAACAAACUAUCUUUUUUGGCUUCCAAUCCUGAUGAAGCUCAUGCAUUUUUUUUACCAAUAAGUGUAGCAUAUAUUGUUCAAUAUCUUUUUAUUCCAGGCACAAAUCAUAUUUUCAGAGAAAAACUACAAAGGGUUGUUGAGGAUUACAUUCACAUAAUCUCUAACAAGUAUCCUUAUUGGAAUAGAAGCAAUGGUGCUGAUCAUUUCAUUGUUUCUUGCCAUGACUGGGCACCAGAAAUCUCCAAUGGAAAUCCAAAACUCUUCAAAAACUUCAUCAGAGUGUUAUGCAAUGCCAAUACCUCAGAAGGAUUUGAACCCAAAAGAGACAUUUCAUUGCCUGAGGUCUAUGGAUUAGCCAACACACUUAAUCUUGCACCACCAGACUUAGGAUUACACCCGAAAAAUCGCCCUAUUCUUGCCUUCUUUGCUGGUGGAGCACAUGGAUACAUUAGACAAACUUUACUUCAACAAUGGAAAGGUAAAGAUGACGAUAUUCGAGUACACGAGUACCUCCCAAAGGGUCAAAAUUACACAAAUUUAAUGGGACAGAGCAAGUUCUGUUUAGCUCCUAGUGGAUAUGAAGUUGCAAGUCCAAGAAUUACUGAAGCUAUUUAUGCAGGAUGUGUUCCUGUUAUAAUUUCGGAUAAUUAUUCUUUGCCAUUUAGUGAUGUUCUUGAUUGGAGUCAAUUUUCGUUGAGUGUUCCAGUUAACAAAAUCGAAGAAUUGAAGACAAUCUUACAAGGAGUUUCUCGCGGUAAGUACUUGAAGAUGCAGAAAAGAGUAAGGAGAUUGCAGAGGCAUUUCAAGUUGCAUAAGCCUUCUCAGCCCUUUGAUGUAAUCUAUACACUACUUCACUCAGUGUGGUUAAAGAGACUUAAUCUUAGAUUGACUACUAAUUGA
Messenger RNA from Solanum tuberosum (potato), 1581 nucleotides. Its product is annotated as probable glycosyltransferase At3g42180. Gene Ontology annotation, molecular function: glycosyltransferase activity. The record is from RefSeq and is a predicted model, not a curated record. Bases 1 to 1581 code for a protein of 526 amino acids. NCBI's taxonomy places the organism in Eukaryota, Viridiplantae, Streptophyta, Magnoliopsida, Solanales, Solanaceae. The transcript has 4 exons.